Diorhabda carinulata is the source of this 1262-nucleotide messenger RNA. RefSeq lists its product as uncharacterized. NCBI's taxonomy places the organism in Eukaryota, Metazoa, Arthropoda, Insecta, Coleoptera, Chrysomelidae. Bases 701 to 1027 code for a protein of 108 amino acids. The transcript has 3 exons. The record is from RefSeq and is a predicted model, not a curated record.
UCCGAUCUCGUUCAAUAUGAGCUAUAUUGAUAAUUAUAUAAAUAUUCAAUGCGGAUAUUGAACAGAAAGUUUAAUAAUCCUAGUUAAGCUUAAGAUAUGUUGAUAUUUUUUUGAUUCUAUUUUUAUUAUUCAAACUUUUAGUUUUAUUGUUUCAUCUCUAAGACAUUAUAAAUAAAAAAGUGAUUAACAAACACAAAUUUUAUUACACGUCUAAUUAACAUUGAACUCAUGAUUUGACUAGACUUGAUGAUUACUCCGUUUGUCCCACACUCUUGCUCAACUUACCUCACCUAUGAGGUACGUUGGACAAUCUUGACUUAAUGCAUUUAAAAAUUUUACAAAGAGAUAUAUCAGUAAUCAAUAGAUUUUUUCAUACAUUUUGAUGUUUUCAAAAAAAUAUUUUUCCCCGAAAAUGUACUAUUUAUUUUCUAUUCUAAAAUGAAAUGUAUCAUGUUACAACUAUUAAUAUAAGCUGAUUCACAAAUUUAAUUAUUUUAUUGGAUAUAUCGCGGAUAUUGUGAUCCAAUGUUUUUUCUUUAUAGAUAAAUUUACGAACAACAUUACUUUAGGUUUUAAUACAUUCCUCUGCUAAUCCAGUAUUUUAGAUAAGGAUAACAAGUAUUAAAUCCGGUGUUAAUUCGAGAAAUAAUUCAUAGUGUUUUUGUAUUCGUUUGGAAAAAGUGAUUGUAUUCACUUCGUGAUGAGUACAUAUGAAAAGAGUGAACAUUUAAUAAUCAUAUCUACAUUAGCUUUCAUGGGAAUUAUUACAGUUUCACAAAUUUUUUUAGUAUGUUAUUCCAGAUUUACGUAUACGAAUUUCAGAAAAUUUAUUGUUGCAAAAGGUAGAUUGUUACAAUUGGUACCAGUAGUAACUCUUUCAACUGUAACAUCAACUGUAGUGGAUAAUGUGCCUUAUGUUUUAUCAAGAGAAUGUCAACCAACAGCUCCGCCACCCACUCAAUAUACAGAUCCAGAUAUAUCAAGAACAUAUGGGAACAAAGAAAUGCCACCAAGGUAUGCUGCCUAAACUUGAUUGACUAAAUAAAUAGUGUAGCACAAGCAGAAGAAAAAUAUGUUAUUAUAUAUAAUUGCAUCAUUAUUUGGAAAUAAUUUCGAGUAUUUCAACAUCUUCAUACAAAUAGAAAAUUAUUUUUAAAUAAAGAUAAGAAAACUAAAUUUUUAUCUCAUGAAAUAUAAUAUUACUUAGUUGUAUAAUAAAUACAUUAUUUGUAUUAGCUCAAAUAAAUAAUCAAAAACACAAA